Messenger RNA from Physella acuta, 4230 nucleotides. RefSeq lists its product as uncharacterized. The record is from RefSeq and is a predicted model, not a curated record. Gene Ontology annotation, cellular component: nucleus; chromatin. Gene Ontology annotation, molecular function: NAD+ binding; histone H3K18 deacetylase activity, NAD-dependent. NCBI's taxonomy places the organism in Eukaryota, Metazoa, Mollusca, Gastropoda, Physidae.
AUAUUCCCGUUAAUCUUUGUGUCAAGAUGGCGGGUGGUGAAGACAAUGGCCAUCGACGAAGGUCGGUAAGAAAAGCCUCUCAAAGUUCUUACAUUGUGAGCAGGAACGCAAAAAAUGAAUUGAGAAAGAAAAUUAAAAAGGUUUCUGCAAUUUUAAAAAAGCCUGAGCAUGAAAGAACAAAAGCAGAAAAAGCUUUAGUCAGUAAAAAUCCUGAUGCUGUUAAGACUUUUGAAAAGAAUGCUAGACGUCUUAAGGCUAAUAAAGAGAGAAUCUUAGAGAUUGAAGAUGAGCCAGAUUUAUUAUUGGCAAAAUGUGUCCAAUUGGCUGAACUUAUCCAAUCAUCCAAGUAUGUUGUUGUUUACACUGGAGCUGGCAUUAGCACUGCUGCUUCAAUCCCAGACUACAGAGGUCCUAAUGGUGUUUGGACACUGCUUAAAAAAGGACAGGAAGUUAGUGCACAAGACCUGAGUGAUGCUGAACCAACCUUGACCCAUAUGUCCCUUGCAACACUGUUUAGAGUUGGAAAGGUCAAACAUAUUGUAUCUCAGAACUGUGAUGGUCUACACAUGAGAAGUGGUUUUCCUCGACAUGCCCUGUCUGAACUACAUGGAAAUAUGUUCAUUGAGUGCUGCUACUCAUGUGCUCCACACAAAGAAUAUGUUCGACUGUUUGAUGUGACAGAACGUACAGGAGUUCACCGCCACUCCACAUCAAGACGCUGUAGAACAUGCGGUGGACAUUUGACAGACACCAUUGUACACUUUGGUGAAAAAGGAAAGCUGAAAUCACCCUAUAGAUGGAAGGAGGCUGUCAGAGCUGCCAAAAAGGCUGAUCUCAUUCUGUGUCUAGGCUCAAGCUUGAAGGUUCUGAAGAAAUACUCAUGUCUGUGGAGUAUGGACAAAAAACCACAGUAUAGACCAAAAUUGGUCAUUGUCAAUUUGCAGUGGACUCCAAAGGAUGAAGUGGCAACACUAAAAAUUAAUGGCAAGUGUGACAGUGUUAUGCUGCAAGUUAUGGACUUUCUAGGAUUUAAUAUACCAGUAUAUGAUAGGGAAUCCGAUCCAAUAUUUCAUCUGUGCACACCACUCCGAGCGCAUGAACUCAAAUCUACAACAAAGAAAAUACUCUCUGUGCCCAGCUCAGUUGUGAAAUCACCAAAGAUGUUGCGCAAAUUUAGAUCUCACUUUUCAAAACGUUCAAAAUCAUCCAAGAAUAAUUUAUCCCAAAGUCCAGUAGUGGAAUCUAAAUUGUCAACUCCUGAACUAUUAGUGAAUGAAUUAGAAGAAAAAACUGCUGUGAAACCUGAUAAGGACCAAGUUACACCGCCUGAAAGUGUGCUACCAAAUUUCCCUGUCAUUAGAACUUUACUCGGCACUCACAAGAAGAGAGAUGACUUGAGUAGCAGCAGUACUGACCUUUCCAGCGCAUUUAUUGUUGACCAGCAAUCUUCUUUACAUACAUCUCAGGGUAAUCCAUGCAAUUCAAGUUCUCAUAGCAAUCAUCUUCAGUCCAAUAAUCAGGACUGUCAACAUGACAAGUCUCACCCAUUCCCUAUUGAUGAAGACUGCUCACUAUGUUCCUUUAUCACAGAAGCUUCUCAUGAUAAUUCAAAAGACAAAAAUGGCCCAGAUAUUGUGGUUAUAAAUUUGGGCACGCCUGAAAAACAAAGGCUAUCUAAGGUUGGUCAUUUGUCUGGUCAGCAUGAAGGUCACAUCAACAAUCUCACAACUACUUCUGAAAGUCUUCCAGAUAACUAUUUGACUCAGGGGAUGUGUAAUAAUUUGCUUACCUGUCGAAAAAACUCAUCUCUGCAUACCUUUGCCAAAGCCAAACCCAGUUCUGUAAUCAGUGGCAGAGUUAUCAAACAUAAAGGGAGUAAAAAGAGAUCUCCAGAAAUCUAUGAUCUUUCUGAGGUGGACUUGAUGCCACAAUGUAUUUGGGGGUCUCAGAUUGAACUUAUACCUAUGCUAACAGAUGAAAAGCAACCAGUUAAUCAUUCAUCAUUUUCAUUAGAAACAGAUGAAAGGAAAGAUUGGAAGAUUAAGGAUAUCCCUCCUGUGGACAUUCAUCUGGAUCAUUGCUACACAAAUAAAAUAAAUAACCAUUUGAGCACAACGCUAAAAUUAACUGUAGAAGAAAGUGCAUUAGCUGACAUAAGCAAAAAGAAGCUUUACGCUACCACCAUGAUGCAGCUACUUGAAAGAGGUGUACAUAAAAAUAAUUCGGACAAGUAUUUUGAUAACAGAAGUGAUAGCCCUCAAACACUUAAUUCUUCUUCAAAUGACAGCAUUGUAAACCUUACAGAAUUUCCUACUGAAAAAUUGUUAGAGUUAUCCUGCCCUGUAAUUCCAUCAUGUGUUUUGAACAUGGAUGACAUGGAAAUAGAUCCAAGAGAACAGUCCAGCAGCCCAUCUGUGACUGAACUAAAUCAGUCUUGUGAGGAGAGACUACAGGGAGACAACCUACUCUCUCUUGAUUGUGUCUCCGGUCAAAUGUCUACACUGUCACAUGCAACUUCUCAUCUAAAACCACAGACUACGUGCCAGACAGACAGCACCUCUCUGGGAGAUACAGCAACCCCUAAACUACCUGGAUCACCUCAAGUUGUUUAUACUAGCCCACCCCAACAUCAUCAGGAGCUUCAGCAAGACCUCAACUCUAUCAAGCAUGACAGUGAAAAGCUUGAUAAAGAUCAUUGCCUUCAUUUAAAGAAUUCAUUGUAUAAACCAUCGUUAGAUUGUUCUGUUGGUGAAAAGUUGAUUCAAUUAAAAACAUUAAAGAAACCUGUGAUAUCUUAUUGUGAAGGUGCUAACAGUGAUUUAACUGUUGAUGAUCUCAAUAAAGAAAGAGAAAAUAUUUGCACUCCGUUGAGCAAAAGAAAACCUGUAGUUGCUUCUAUACCAGGCUGGUUUGGUAAAGGGCUUGGUUUUAAAAAGAAAAAAAGAUAAACUUGCUGAAUGUUUUUCCUACUUCAAGCUAGCAAGUGAAAUUUUUUUUUAAACUGGAUUACAUGUCUAUCAAACUAUUUAUUUGUAUAAAAUAAUUUAAAAGGCAGUUUGUGUACAAUAAGCAAAUAGAUAUUGCUGCUAAGCAAUAAGACAAAGUCAGUCAUACUUCUGUAUAGUGUCUGCUCAUUUGUAUUUGCUAGUAAUUUAUUACUAUUUUUUGUACAGAUGAAUUUGCUGCAUGUCUUUUUACUGUAUGUGUCCGGGUAAUUUUUUUAUUAUCAUUUUAUACUUUAAUUUGUGGGAACUUGAGAUUAAUUUUUUUGUUUGUGGUGUCUGUGACAAAUCCACCAAUGGCAUCUGAUGGGUUGGCGGAUAGGACCAGAUCAUUAUUGAUAUGUCAUCUCUUACAUUUACUUUAGAAAAAAUUUCAAUUUAAGCAUAACAAAUGUACACCUUCAAUAUCUUACAAUGCUGAGAUAUUUUUUCUUUACUUUGAGGCUACAUUUUUGGUUUCAUGGCUUUAUCAGUUUAGACAACAGAAAUUUUGGUUGGUUAUCUAAAUAAGGCUAUGAUUUUUUACUCUACUAAAUACAUGUUUUGAUUCCUGAUAUUUGAAAAAAUCUGGUUUAUUGUAUUACACGUUGUGGCAUAUUAAUUGUACUAAAAAUUAUUGCUUCACUAUGAACUUUGUAGCAAGGCUAAAAAAAAAUGUUAUGGUUUCUUUUCAAAUAUUUCUUAGUAUAACUUAGAUGGCACAGCAUAGUCCAACCCAUUUGAUGCCAUUUAAGAUGUGGCCUGUAUAUUUUUUCAUUUUUAUUACUGUAUACACUUCGGUAAUGUAUGUCACAAUUUUUUUAAAUUUGUUGGCAUAGGACUAAUUAUGUUAAUUAUAAAAAUCAAGCAAUCACAUUUUAGUCCAUAUUUAAACUUUUGAGAUCACAAUUGAUUCUUAGCAUUGUGUUAACUACAUUGGUGCUGUUUAAAUCUGGCAUGUUUUUGUACCAGGUUUAACUGCUUAAUAAAUUACAUUUUUGUUACUUGGUGAGUUCUGUAUUCAUUUCUCUACUGUAAUUAAUUAAUUUUUUUAAUAUUUAUACUAACUGCAUGACGAAUUGCAUAAGGAUUUUUGUUUUAAAAUAAGGCUAUGAGAAACAAAGAUCAAAGACUGCAAGUUAUAUUUCACCAAAGAAAAAUGUAAGAUAUUUUCCUGACAACUAUUUCAGUGUGAACUACAAUACUUGAAAUGAAUUUCCAAAACUAUACUACCAAUAGUCAGAAUUUU